AUGUCCCAUCCCCGCCAGUUUCUGUUUUUCGCCACAAUGAAGUUCACCACCCUCUUUGCCUUUGCUGCCAUCGCUUUCCCCAUGGCGCUCGGUGCCUUCGCGCCCAACGAUGUAUUGGCUCGUCGCCAAGAAUCGAGUGCAGGCCAAAGCUCGCAGCUGCCGUCUGUACCCAUCUCCGAGUCGGAGGCGCCCGAAAGCGAGUCGCAAGGCCCGUCGCAGUCACAGCCCGGCCCUUCCCAGUCACAGCCCUCGGGCCCCUCCCAGUCGGGCGGUGCCGGGACUUCCCGGAGUGGCGCAGCCAGCAUCACCAGCCAGGUCCGCUCCAACGCGCCGUCCGGAUCAAUCAGCGCCCCGCCAACCUCGAGCUCCGGCGCUCCUCGGCCGAACGGCGCAGCCACCCACAAGGCCGCCAGUGGCCUUGUCCUGGCCGUUGGUGCCGGCCUCGUCGGCGCGAUGGUCCUUUAA
Messenger RNA from Mycena indigotica, 465 nucleotides. RefSeq lists its product as uncharacterized. The record is from RefSeq and is a predicted model, not a curated record. Lineage: Eukaryota; Fungi; Basidiomycota; Agaricomycetes; Agaricales; Mycenaceae. Bases 1 to 465 code for a protein of 154 amino acids. The transcript has 2 exons.